AUGGACUCGUUUGGCACCUCUGCCGACGCGAACGUUGGCGCGAACGCACAUCCGACGAUCGGGGCCCCAGCAACAGACGUGAGCGACAGCGGCGGACAUACUGAACCUCAGCAAUCCCCACCCGCCUCUUCCGCUACCUUCCGCUACAGCAACUUCACCUCCCAAACCAACAGAAUGCAGUUCUCCGUCCUCGUCAGCUUCGUCCUCGCUCUGGCCCAGAUCGGCGUCGCCAUGGGCAACCCAUCCCGCCUCCAGGCUCGCGAUGACUGCGACGUGACGGAUUGCAAACUCCAGAUCGAUUGCAACGAAUGCCCCGGAGUGCUCUCCGGCACUCGGUGGACCUGUGUCACUGAGGGCUCGCCGCUCGUAUUGAUCGGCGUGGCCAAGGUCGGAGAAUGUUUCCCGGACACCGUGUAG
This is a messenger RNA of Trametes versicolor FP-101664 SS1, 417 nucleotides long. RefSeq lists its product as uncharacterized. Bases 1 to 417 code for a protein of 138 amino acids. The record is from RefSeq and is a predicted model, not a curated record. Lineage: Eukaryota; Fungi; Basidiomycota; Agaricomycetes; Polyporales; Polyporaceae. The transcript has 5 exons.